Messenger RNA from Cavenderia fasciculata, 8016 nucleotides. RefSeq names its product leucine-rich repeat-containing protein (gene pats1). The record is from RefSeq and is a predicted model, not a curated record. Gene Ontology annotation, molecular function: ATP binding; GTP binding; protein binding. Gene Ontology annotation, biological process: protein phosphorylation; signal transduction. The transcript is spliced from 5 exons. Bases 1 to 8016 code for a protein of 2671 amino acids. NCBI's taxonomy places the organism in Eukaryota, Evosea, Eumycetozoa, Acytosteliales, Cavenderiaceae.
AUGAUGGACAUUUUGAAUUUAUCAAUCGAGUUUCAUAACGAAGGACAUAUAACAAAGAGAGUAGUUCGUAUCGAAUCAACGAUCAAAGUGGGAGAAGUUGUACGACUAUUGCUAGACAAGUUUGGAAAGAGUUGUAGUGAUCAAGAAGCAGCUCAAUUUCAUCUUUCAAUGGUUCAAAAGAACUCUCAUGCACCAGUACAAAUACUAUCCGAUAUUAAUCGUUCUUUACAAUCUUAUGGUGUAAAAAAUAAUGAUGAAUUAACAAUUAAAAAGAGACAAAAAAAGAAUCCAGCACAAGCCAAACUACAGAAAAAGAAACCUGAAGGUAUAUUCAAGACACUGUUUUCAAUGUCAACGUUGGAGAUGAAAUUGGCAACCGAAGAGAAACAAUUCAUUAGUAUUACAGAGGUCGAUGGUCAAAUUGAUGUACCCAUCGUAUUAUACAGUAUAUUGGAUUAUCUUGAAAAUCAUCAUCAUUUUAAUUUAAUUAACAAAGAUUCAUCUGAAAUAUCAUCAUCAUUUCAAUAUUAUGGUAGUGAAAAUGAAUAUUUUGAAUUAUUAAGAUCAUUAAAUACAGGAGAAGGAAUUGAUCUUGGAGGAUGUAGGAAUCCAAAGUUGUUGUGCAACUUUUUACUCUAUCUUUUACAAAACAGUUUGACAGAGACGUCACUCACCUAUUCGUUAUAUACAACUUUUUUAAAAUCGGCAACUCUAGAGAGCAAAUCGAAUAUUUUCUAUGACAUUCCACCUCGCAACAGAGUGAUCCUAAAGCACAUUAUGCUUUUCCUCUCCAAACUGACAUCCAAGGAUCCAAACCUUCUCGACACUAUCUCUUCCAUCAUUGCACCCUUUAUCCUUGGUCGUAUCGAAUCCCCCAAACAACAACAACAGCAACAACAAUCCAACAACAAUGGUGGUGACCAAUUCAACAAUGGUCAAAGCGUUGUUCAAUUAAUUUCAAACAAUCGUGUACUUUCAAAUGAAGAAACUACUCUUUGUAAAAAAGUUGCCAUUGAUCUUAUUCAAAAUAUUUCAACUUAUUUAUUAUAUCCACCAAGUAAAGGAGGAAUAUUUAAUUUAAUGAAUGGAGAAAAAACGAUAUUUUCAUCAGAGAAUAUUUAUUGUAUAGAUAAAUGUAACUUUCCACCAACGGUGGCUAGUUUGGGAGAGUUGUGGGUGACCAAUUAUCGUAUCGUAUUUUUGGUUGCACACGACAAUUGCGAGAUACCCAUCUACAUGAUCCAAAAAUGGAAACAGAUUAGGACCGGUCCUCUAUUCGAGUCGUACAAGAUCUAUUGUAAAGAUUUUAGAUGCAAGGUGAUUGGAUUUCCAGCCAAUUCACCACACCUUUUAAAGUUUAAAGAGGUGCUAGAUUGUAUUCGUAUGCCUACUCCACAGAGUAUGUUUGCCUUUGCCAAUGGUAAUCCACAGCUCGCUGCUUGCGACAAUUUUGCCGAUACUCAUCUCUUGACAGAGUAUAACCGACAGGGUGUGUCUUGGGAUGACUGGCGUACGACCAAUGCCAACUCAUUGCUCAAGGUGUGUGAUCACUAUCCAAUGAUGUCGGUCGUACCCAAAGCCAUCAGCGACAAUAUUGUUGUGACUAGUGCCUACUAUCGUUCAUUCCGCUUUCCCGUUCUAAGUUGGGUCCACCCAACACACAAGGCUAGUAUUACUCGUGCCGCUGCGCCAGAGGGAUAUGGCUCUGGGGGUGCUGCAUCAGUUCAAAACUCUGCAUCCUCUACUACAUCGAUGGUCAUCACAGCUGCCGUCAACCCACUAUCUCCAACUAAAAAUAGUAGUACUAGUGGUGCAUCUGGUUCAUUUACCAUUCAAACAUCAUCAUCAUUGACGACGGGCGCGUCGUCCUCCUCCUCUAAUAAUCCAGGUGGUCCAUUAAUAAGUCCAAGAUUACAACCAACCAUGUCAACCUCACAAAUGCCACAAUCAUGUCAAGAAGAUGUCGAUCUAUUAAAAGCAAUUGUAGACAUUAAGAAAUGUAGUACACUGUCGGUCUAUGAUACUGGAUCACAAGCUCCAUACGCACUAUUUAUGGUUAAUUGCAAGAUUGAAUUUUUAUCCUUGUCUUCACCCGACAAGAUACGUGAUUCGUUUUAUCGUAUCCUUCAUCUACACAAUACCAACCCAGACAAGAUUAAAUGGCCAGAAACCAUUAAAUUUAAUUGGAUCAAUCUGUUAAAACCAAUUCUUGCAGCAUCGAUUGCCAUUGCAGAGACGAUUGAAAAGGGCCAACCAGUAUUGAUUCAAUCACGUGACGAAUCAGAUUCGGAUGCACAACUCUCUUCCAUCUCUCAAAUCCUCCUAGACUCUCAUUAUCGUACCAUUGAAGGUUUCCGUACACUCGUCGAAAAGGAAUGGUUAUGUUAUGGUCAUGCAUUUGCUCGUCGUUCGGGUCAUGACUUUGCUCGUCGUAAUACAUCAUCUCUAUCAUUACCAGCAAAUAAUACAUCCAUGUCCAAUCUGGGAUCGGCACUUCUCGGAGGAAAUAGUGGCAAUUCAAUACCAAAUUCACAAAGUUCAACGUCAAUCAAUACUUCUGGUUCCAAUUCAUUAUUAUUCCCAGCAUCAUUUGAACCAGAUCCCAACUUUUCACCCAUCUUUAUGCAAUUUAUAUUUAUAGUUUGGCAAAUUUACAAAGAGUUUCCAACAGCUUUUGAAUUUAACGAACAAUAUCUUGUCGAUCUCAUAGAUUCUACUUUUAAUUGUAGAUUUGGUACUUUUCUUUGCAACAAUCUUAAAGAACGUGAAUCCAUUUUUCAACAUACAAAAUCAUUUUGGAGUCAUGUAGCUCAAAAUCAACAACAAUAUUUAAAUCCUUUAUUUAUUCAAGAAAUUGAUAACAACAAUAAUAAUAAUAAUAAUUCACCAACUUUAUCUUCCUCUUCCUCCAAGAGAAUUGGAUAUUUAAAAUGUAAUAGAAUUUAUCAAGAUGCAAUGUGGAAUGAAUAUUUUUAUCGAUAUUGUUUCAAAUCAAUGUUGGCAGUUGAACAUUUGGAAGAAAGAAUUCGUAUCGUUUUGGAUCCAACAUUAAAUUUGACAAUGUUGGACUUGUCAUCACUUAGAUUGUACAUGUUGCCAGAGAGCAAAUUUGCAUUGAGAAAAAUGACAAAUCUUGUUCAACUGUCGCUGGCAAAGAAUAAUUUAAAUACUAUUCCUAUUGGAUGUUUUUCGUCCAUGGUCAAUUUGGAAGUAUUAAAUUUGGAAGAGAAUCAAAUCGUAUCAAUGUCACCACUCAAUGUUGCCUUGCUAGCACAGAGUUUACCAAAUUUGACUGUUUUAAAUCUUGGAUCCAAUCAAUUUGAUGAUUUACCAAUGACUUUGACCAAAUUUGCCAAAUUACAAGUCCUAUCGAUUCCAAACAACAAGUUUGAUCGUGUCCCCGAUGUAUUGGAUCAUUUGACUACAUUGGUUGAAUUGGACAUGUCAAAGUGUCAAGUGGCUAGUAUCAAGAUUCCUCUGGCCAGUAAAGCCACACUGACAAGUUUGAAUCUUUCACAUACAGACAUUACCAGUUUACCAGAGGAAAUUGGUGAAUUGAUUCAUUUGGAAAAUCUUAAUCUUGGUCAUAACCUAUUGUCUCUAUUACCUCCGACAUUUGCCAAUCUAUCGAAAUUAAAAACACUAUCAAUGGAAGGAAAUCAAUUUACAAGUUUACCAAAUGAAAUUCUUCAACUGUCACAAUUGCAAGAAUUGAUUUUGGAAAAUAAUCUAAUUGGUUCUUUACCAAGUGAUAUUAAUCAUCUAAGUAAUUUGCGUAUACUUAAUCUUAGAUUAAACAAGUUGGAUAUUUUACCAGCAAGUAUUGGUCAAUUGUCAAAUCUAACUAUACUCAACUUGGCACAAAAUGCAAUCACUCAAUUACGUCCAACAAUGGGACUCUUGUCUGGUUUAUCAGAACUCAAACUUGAUGGUAAUCCAUUACGUACACCACCACCAGAAAUCUUACAUCAAGGUCUUCAAGCAAUUUUGGAUUAUCUAAAAGAUUUGAUCAAAGGUCAAGAACAAUGUUAUCGUAUGAAAUUAAUGAUUGUUGGACAAGAAAAUGUUGGUAAAACAACAUUACUCAAAACAUUAAGAGAUCGUAAAAAGAAACCAAGUGUGGCAGGACCAAAUAUAUCGACCGAUGGUAUUGUUAUUGACAAUUGGGUAUUUAAUGGACAAUUUGAUGAUAUUGACGUGGAUUCUGGUCGACCCAUCAAAAAGAAACAAGAUAUUACACUGUCGGUAUGGGAUUUUGCAGGACAAGAAAUUUAUUAUACAACACAUCAAUUCUUUUUAUCUGAACGUUCAGUUUAUAUUGUUGCUUGGAAUAUUAUAUUGGAAGAAGAAGCAUCACGAGUAGAGUUUUGGCUGCAAUCUAUUACAACUAGAACCAAAGAUGCACCUAUUAUUAUUGUUGGAACUCAUUUGGAUGAUAGUAAUAAGGCAUCGGCCAAGGCAGUCAAGAAAAAGAUGUUGGAAAAAUAUCUUCCUCGCUUCCCAAAUAUUAGAGCCAUCAAAAUGGUUAGUUGUACAAAUGGUAAAGGAAUUUCAAGUCUUCGAGAGACAUUGGAAGAAAUUGUUCAAUCUCAACCUACUAUGGGUGAAUCUCUACCACGUAGCUACAUGUUGUUGGAAAAUUUGGUCAAAGAAGAAACAAAAAAACGUAUCAUACCAACUAUACCAUGGCAAGAAUUUGUUCAAAUGGGUACUAUAUGCACCAUUACAGAUGAAGCAGAAUUAUUACGUGCUACGAUGUUUUUAAAUCAACUUGGAUCACUUGUUUACUUUUCCAAGGAAUUGGGAUUGAAACAAUUUGUUAUUCUCGAUCCACAAUGGAUAACGGUCAUGUUGUCAUCUAUUAUUACAACCAAACAUAGUUAUGCAAAGGAUGGUAUUUUGGCACACAAGAGUUUAAAGCAAAUUUGGCGUCCCCCACAAUACCCAGAAAACCUUCAUCCACAUUUGAUCAUGUUGCUUGAAAAGUUUGAAAUCUCCUACAAUUUGGGUGGACCACUUAAAAAGACAUCUCUGGAACAGAUUGACGAGAAUGGACAAAGUUUAAUCCCAUCAUUAUUGCCAAACGAACGUCCAGCGAGUUUUGCAAGUUUAUGGACCGCCUACAACCCCAAACUACAUCAAGAACAAUUUGGAAGAAAUUAUGAAUUUGAAUUUAUACCAAACGGAUUCUUUUCGAGGUUGAUGGUUAGAAUUUUAAAUUUUGCAAAGACUGAAGCAAGAUGUUAUUGGCGCAAUGGUAUGCUCCUUCAACGACAAGACGAACAAAUCUUUAUCGAAAUGAUUCCAUCUCGUAAACUCAUGUGUUUUACAGUUCGUGGUAAACAAAGUGCUCAAUUGUCUCGUGAUGUCAUUGAAACGAUUCAAUCAUUAUUGGAUGAUUCAUUCCGUUUGGAAUGCUCAGUCUAUGUACCAUGUAUUCAUUGCAUCAAGAGCAAUGCAGCACAUCCAUCUAAAUUUUCUUUGGAAAGUUGUGAAAAUGCUGCAGUCAAGGGUAUCCCAUAUCUCAAAUGCCAAGGUCGUUUCCAAGUUCGUACUGACCUCCUUGUACCUGACCUUGUCAUGUCAAACUUUACUGGAUCGAAAAUUAGUUAUAGUCAUUUAUCGCUGGACGAAUUGAUUGGUGAAGGUGGAGCUGCAUUGGUUUAUCGUGGUCGUUGGAAAGAUCAAGUGGUUGCUAUCAAAAAGUUAAAGACUGUCAGUGCCGAAGCACCAACUCUUGGUGUCACUCUAGAGAUUAAUGACAUUUCGCUAUCCAAAGCAUUCAACGAAUUUAGAAGAGAAUGUUGGGUAAUGAGUGGUAUUGAACAUCCAAAUAUCGUUCAACUUAAAGGUCUUUGUCUUGACCCUCUGUGUAUUGUAACAGAAUAUUUACCACAUGGAAAUCUUUACAAGUUUUUACAUGGCAAGGAACCAGUAUCAUGGGUAUUACGUUUAAAGAUUGCUUUGGAUAUUGCAUCUGGUAUGGCUUUUCUUCAUGGAUCAACACCAUCCAUUAUUCAUCGGGAUCUAAAGACUCCGAAUAUUCUUUUGGCAUCCAUUGAUGAAUCAUCACCAGUCAUUGCAAAGGUUGUAGAUUUUGGUUUAUCUGGAUUACAACAUACCAUAACCAAUAGAGGAGUAGAAAAUCCUGUUUGGUUGGCACCAGAAAUCAUUGAAAAACAAGAAGCAACUACUCAAAGUGACAUUUAUGCCUAUGGUGUCAUCUUGUGGGAACUACUUACUCAAAAGGAUUAUUUUGGUGAUUUAACCUUUAUGAGUAUGUUGGAGGACAAGGUUGUUAAUGGUGAACGUCCAGAAAUACCAGAAUCAUGUCCACCAGCCUACAGUCAACUCGUACAAGAUUGUUGGCAAAAUGAUCCACUCAAAAGACCACCAUUCCAUGAAAUCGAAGAAAGAAUUCUCGCCCUCGUUUCUGAAAUGUUCCCAAACCUCAAAAUGGUAGAUCCAAAUGAAUAUAUUAAAGAAAAAAGAAAAUCUAUUCGUCAACAUAGAAAAAGUAUUAGUAGCAAUGAAUCAAAAAUAGUAGAAGAAAAGGAAUUGGAACCAAUUAAAUUAAUUACUCAAAGUCAAGAAGUUAAUUUUUUUAAAGAUCAAAAUAUUAAUAAUAAUAAUAAUAAUAAUAAUAUGAAUAAUAAUAAUAAUAAUAGUAAUCAUAAUGGUAAUAAUAAUUCUUCACCUUUAUCAUUUUAUCAUAAUCCAAAAAGAUCAUCAGUACAAGUUCAACCAUUUUUUAAUGAAUAUAAAGAUUCAUUACAAGGAGGUGAAGAAGAUGGAUCUGUACAAUGUAUGAUUACAGUAAAUGAUAAUAUAUGGGUUGGUAGUGGAAAUGGAUCGAUAACAAUUUGGAAACAAAAUGGAGAAAAAUUAACAUCUAUUCGAGCACAUGAAAAGAGAAUUCAUUGUCUUUAUCCAUAUAUGAAUACAGUUUGGUGUGGAUCUGCAGAUAAUAACAUAUCGAUUUAUAACAGUGAAACAUUUACAUUGGUAAAGAAAUUUACUGGACAUUCACCAACUUGUUUUACAUCGGUUGGUCAUACAAUGUGGGUUGGAUCACUAUUCAAUGCCAUUCAUGUUUGGGAUAUAAAGAAAAAGAUUAAAUAUAGAAAUAAGAUUUCUUUGGAAUUUGGACCUGUCGAAGCAAUGCUCAAACGUGACAAUGAAGUUUGGGUUGCUCUAUCCAACAAUAUUGCUCGUAUCGAUAUUAAUUCUCAACGUGUCACUCAAAUGAUCAAAGGUCAUGAAAAGACGGUUCAUUGUAUGAUUGAGGUGGAUGGUUCUACUGUUUGGUCUUGUUCUAGUGAUGGAACGAUACGUAUUUGGGGAUCACAAUCUGGUCAACACAUUUAUACCAUUCAAGCUCAUCAAAGUCGUAUCUUUUCUCUCAUUCAAGUUGGUGAUUAUGUUUGGUCUGGUUCUUGGGAUUGUAGCAUUAAAAUUUGGAGUAUAAAAGAUUAUCAAUUUGUAAAUGAAAAUAGAAUCAUUCAUAAAGAUGCUAUUAGUAGUUUUAUCCUAAUUCAAAAUAAUCAACAAAAUCAACAACAAAAUAAUAAUAAUAGAUUAAAUAGACAAGUAUGGUCAGGAUCAUGGGAUAAGAAUAUUUGUAUAUGGCAAUUAAAUCCACUCAAUUUAAAUAGUUCUUACAAUUCAGAUGUUUAUACUUCUGGUCAAUUAUUAUCAGAUACAAAUUCUUCUCAUUCUUCAUUUGGUGGUGGUGGUGGAUCAUCACAAAAUGUUUCCCCAAUCUUAACAUCUUCAAAUAAUAAUAAUAAUAAUAAUAAUAAUAAUAGUAAUAAUGAUUUAUCAACUCCAUCACUUAAAGGAGAUACUCCUUCAUCUACUUCAUCAUCAUCUUUACCACCCAUUUCAAUGUCAGCUAGUCCAAGUACUUCAGGUGGUACAUUAAGAAGUCAUGCUCGUAGAACAGUCUCUUUUGUUUUGGAUAAAAUUAAUAGUAACAAUAAUAAUAAUAAUAAUAACAGUAAUCAAAAGAAAUAA